AUGCAUGCAACUUGCUGCAUAUAUUUUACUACAGUACUCUGCCAUCAUCCAUUAUUGGAUAUAUGCAUGAGCUGCUGUGUUGAUUUGUUGAUUAUUAUUGAUAUUAGUUGUUUACAUAGAACACCCAUGGGAUUGCAUGCGUUGAACAUUCAUACACUUCUGGUGCACACUGGAUUUGUCUUCUCGCCGGCUAUUGCGUAUGUCCCGCAGAUUCUUUCGAGAGACAUUCUCAUUUCACCACUUAUCUCGAUGCUAUUCAUAAUGUCGAACAUACUAAAGCUGUUCCACUACUGCUUCAGAAAGUACGACGAUCUUGUGCUGGCACAGCAUGCAUUUGCAAUUUUGCUGCACCUGUGUCUGAUAAUGAUGAGCAGAAGGCCUCUUGGAGGCUUUGAGACAAAGAUGCUUGGAAGCGGAGCAACAAGGAUGCUUUUCAGAAGCUAUGGAACCAAGGGCAGUGUCAUUGGAAUACUGAUUAUGUUUGCAUUGAGUGUGAAUUUGCUAGGAAUGACAUACAGAUCCUACGAGCAUUGCGGAAUGCUUUCGUCAGUUUUUGAAAUAGGAAUAAAUUUGCUGCAGCUAGUAUUGGAAAGAAGAGAAGCAAAAGCUGGAAGCAUGAAAGGCGAAGUAAAGAGAUCGCCAAAGGAAGUGUAUGUAUGCUGGAUUCUUGGAGACAUAGUCAAGAUAUGGUUUUUUUGGGGCCUUGAUGUGCCUUUGACGUUUAUUGUGACGAUAAUGGUUCAAAUUCUGAUCGAUAUAUUCCUGGUGCUUGCAUGA
Ordospora pajunii is the source of this 777-nucleotide messenger RNA. RefSeq lists its product as uncharacterized. Bases 1 to 777 code for a protein of 258 amino acids. Lineage: Eukaryota; Fungi; Microsporidia; Ordosporidae. The record is from RefSeq and is a predicted model, not a curated record. The transcript has a single exon.